AACUUCAAGGUAUAAUAAACGUAUACACCAAAUAUAAACACAAAAACAUAUAUCCAUUCAUAGUCAAUCUAAGAGAACAAAGAGAUGCAGGUUGAGAUUGAAGAGAAGUUUGAAGAUUGGAGAGGUAAAGAGGCAAUUUCUGGCAAACAUGGUGGGAUUAAAGCUGCUUUCAUUGCUUGUGUUGUAGAGACGAUGGAGAAUAUGGUGUUCUUAGCAUAUUCAACCAACUUCAUGAUGUACUUUACAAAAUCAAUGAAUUACUCAUCACCCAAAGCAGCAACCAUGGUGACUAAUUUCAUAGGAACAUCGUUUUUGCUCACUAUUUUCGGUGGUUUUGUUGCGGACUCUUUUCUCACUCGCUUCGCCGCUUUUGUCCUCUUUGGUUUCAUUGAACUCCUGGGUUUGAUCAUGUUGACACUCCAAGCUCAUAUCACUAAGUUACAACCUCAAGGAGGUAAAAAACCUUCGACUCUUCAAUCAACGGUUCUAUUCACCGGACUUUAUGCAAUAGCUAUUGGUGUUGGAGGUGUCAAGGGGUCGUUGCCUGCUCAUGGAGGCGACCAGAUUGGAACUAGAAACCAGAGGCUGAUCUCAGGAUUCUUCAAUUGGUAUUUCUUCUCUGUCUGCCUUGGAGGUUUCUUGGCCGUUACCUUUAUGGUUUGGAUCGAGGAGAACAAAGGAUGGAGCACAAGCUUCAAUAUUUCUACCGCGGUUUUAGUCUCUGCGAUCUUCAUUUUCGUUGUGGGAUGCCCGAUGUAUCGAUUCAAGCGCCCAGCAGGAAGUCCUUUGACCAGAAUUGUGAAUGUGUUUGUUUCUGCCACAAGAAACCGAAAUAGGUUUUUGAAUAAAGCAAAGCUCAACAACAAGAUCUCUGCAACACAAGUUGAAGAAACAAGAACGUUUCUAGCUCUUCUACCAAUAUUUGCGAGCACAAUUGUAAUGAACUGUUGCGUCGCACAAAUGGGAACCUUCUCCGUUCAACAAGGCAUGGUGACAAACAGAAAACUCUCGCGUUCCUUUGAGAUCCCCGUGGCUUCCCUCAAUGCCAUUCCUCUACUGUGCAUGCUCUCUUCUUUAGCUUUAUUCGAGCUUUUCGGCAAAAGGAUCUUAUCCAAUAGCGAAAGAUCGUCCAGCUUCAACUUGAAACGUAUAGGAUCCGGUUUAGCUCUCACGUCUAUUUCAAUGGCGGUUGCAGCCAUUGUAGAGGUCAAAAGAAAACAUGAAGCGGUUCACAACAACAUCAAAAUUUCUGUGUUCUGGUUAGAGCUUCAAUUUGUUUUGUUGAGUUUCUCGGAUAUGUUGACUGUUGGAGGUAUGUUAGAGUUCUUCUUUAGAGAAUCUCCAGCGAGUAUGAGGAGCAUGAGCACCGCGUUAGGGUGGUGCUCUACCGCAAUGGGUUUCUUCCUCAGCUCGGUUCUUGUUGAGGUCGUUAAUGGCAUCACGGGAUGGCUCCGCGACGAUCUUAAUGAGUCCAGGCUCGAACUGUUUUAUGUGGUUUUAGGUGUUCUUAAUACCCUUAAUCUUUUUAAUUAUAUUUUCUGGGCGAAAAGAUAUUAGGCAAAAGAACAAAGUAUGUUGUCUUGUCUAUAGAGAACUCCUUAAUCUAGGUAAGUUGCUAUGCAUGUAGUGGAAGUCUAAACCAAGUGAUUAAGUUGCGUAAUGGUUUUUUUUGUGUGUGGUGGUUUUCAAGUUGGUUGAUGUGUCAUGUAAUAAUGGGAAGAAAUAGUUACUACCCCA
Molecule: messenger RNA, 1737 nt
Organism: Arabidopsis arenosa
Lineage: Eukaryota; Viridiplantae; Streptophyta; Magnoliopsida; Brassicales; Brassicaceae
Source: the annotation of a GenBank genome assembly